CAAAAGUCUCCCUUCUUAAGACGGAAUUGUUGAUGAAAUUCCCAGAAAUCCAAAUAAUUCAAAUCAGAAAUAUAUACCAAUUCCUUGUGGUAUCACUCUCUGGAGAGCUUAUGCCACUGUCAAUCAAAUCUCUUAUCAGUGCGCAAAAAGCAGCGGUUGUCAAUCAUAUUAUCCACCUAAUUAAUCGUUCAUAUCUUAACUCAGUAUCGAUUCGUUCGCAACUCAACGCAGACCAUGGCUCAAAACGCCCGCGAUGCGUUCCGACCGUGUGAAAUUGCAUGCAAGUUGAUCGGGUUGUUACCUUUUUACACGUCCGAAAAGGUGAAGAUUUGGCAAAAGGUUGUCAACUGGUGCCAAGUGGUGGUGGUUUUUGUAGCAAUUAGUUGGGUUAUUUUCAAAUAUGUUCCAGAUGACGUUGAUGAAGACUUGAAAUCUUCUGUGAUGAAUCGCAGUAUUGUGAUUCUUGUUUGUAUGAACUACGCUUUACCGAUUUGUUGCACCGUUUUCUGCAUGGUUCUUUCCGGGAAAAUAGUAUCGAUUCUUAGUUGCCUUGAAUACGUCGAUGGGCAGCUGAAGUUAUUAAAAACUGACCUAGACUACAGGAGUCAUCGAAACUUGUCGUCAAUAAUGAUGCACCUUUCCACGAUUCCAACGUGUUUGCUCAUGCUGAUGUACUGGACUAAAGCUGAUUUCUCAAAUGUUUGGUAUUUUUUCGCCACAACGUACAUAAGUUUGCACUACUCGGUCUGUUGCAGCACUGCCGGAACCCUGGGCUGGUUCACCUGCAAACGACUGCAAGCCCUGUCCGACACGAUGCUGAGGAUGUACUUCCCGACGACGCCCACUUCCGGGGGGUUCCUGACGACAACGGCUCCUGGCCACACCGCCGAGACGGCCGUCUGCAGCGAGAAGGAACAGCUGACCGUCCUGCGGCAGAUCAAGAUCCUGCACGACAAGCUGAACGACGUGGUCGAGCUGGUUAAUUACUGCUUCUCGGUGCAGAUAACGUUCUGCGUGGGACUGUGCUUCGUCAUCGGUGUCGUCUGCUCGUUUGGGCUGUUCCGGGCGUUCAUCUAUCGGAACGAGCUGUUCUACAUGGGCGUGCUGAACUUCAUCUGGUACAUGUACUAUCUGUUCUUUGUGCUGUUUUUCAUCGCCGUCGGGAGCAAAAUUACCCGGGAGGGUAAACGCAUUGGAGUGCUCGUCCACAAGGCCAUCAACUGUUCUACGUCCACUGCGGUUAUAAACGAGCUUAACAUUUUCUCGCAGCAAUUGCUCCAUCGCAGCCCGGUUAUCACUUGUGGAUUAUUUGUCUACGAUUGGACCUUGCUGUACACGGUGAGUUACUCUGGUGGCGGUUGCAAAAUAAAUUCAAUCAACUAAAUUUGAUUCAUUGGG
Culex pipiens pallens (northern house mosquito) is the source of this 1398-nucleotide messenger RNA. RefSeq lists its product as uncharacterized. The coding region runs from base 235 to 1383 and encodes 382 amino acids. The transcript has 6 exons. Gene Ontology annotation, cellular component: membrane; neuronal cell body; axon. Lineage: Eukaryota; Metazoa; Arthropoda; Insecta; Diptera; Culicidae. Gene Ontology annotation, biological process: sensory perception of taste. The record is from RefSeq and is a predicted model, not a curated record.